AUGUAUUUGUUUAGRCGUGAACCACUGGCUCUUAUCAACCUCAAGAAGAAAAAUGAUGAAACUGGGGAAGAAGAACUUGCCUCACGUUUAGAUCACUGCAAGGCAAAAGCCACCAGGCACAUAUUCCUGAUCCGCCACUCACAGUACAACCUGGACGGCCGGGCUGAUAAAGAUAGAACUCUGACCCCACUUGGUCGAGAACAGGCUGAACUGACUGGGCACAGACUGGCCAGCUUGGGGCUGAAAUUUGAUCAGAUUAUCCACUCCUCCAUGACUAGAGCAACUGAAACAACUGAAAUAAUCAGCAAAUAUCUCCCUGGAGUCAAAAAAAUYAGCACUGAUCUGCUGAGAGAAGGAGCACCCAUAGAACCAGAUCCRCCAGUCUCUCACUGGAAGCCAGAAGCUGUGCAGUAUUACGAAGAUGGAGCUCGCAUUGAGGCUGCUUUUCGAAACUUCAUUCAUAGAGCUGAUGCAAAGCAGGAGGAAGACAGCUAUGAGAUCUUUGUCUGCCAUGCCAACGUGAUCCGUUAUAUUGUGUGCAGAGCGCUGCAGUUCCCCCCAGAAGGCUGGCUGCGAAUGUCCCUCAACAAUGGCAGCAUAACCCACCUGGUGAUCCGGCCCAACGGCAGGGUGGCGCUCCGGGCGCUGGGGGACACGGGCUUCAUGCCACCGGAUAAAAUCACACGCACCUGACCGAGUGGCACCGCGGGCCGGCCGGGAGCUGCCUCUGGUCUCUUUGCACUAGUACCUUCAGCUACAGUACCACUAGAUUAUCUGCUGUGUUGGGAUGUGACGCUAUUUUAAAAUGUCUUUUAGCCCCUUGCCUCCUUCAUCCAUAUUCAUAUCUGCCUUUCAGUGCAGAAAAGAAGAGAUUCUGUGUAUGCCUGAAGCUACCCAGGCCUCAAGUGUUCCCAAAAAACUCUUAACUUGAGCUGUGGAAUACAAAAAGAUUGAAUGUCUGUGUGCUCACCAGCUGGGCGAGCACUACUAUGUAUUUAUUUUUUUUCUUCUCUCUCUCUCUCGCUCUUUCUCUCUGUUUUUCCUCCUCUCUUUUCUGCAAACUUUUGUAACCAAAGCUUGCUCCUGUGGAUGUAUUUUGUGCAGGAAAGCAACUGGUAUGGGACCUGGAGAGGACAGCCCGUAUCACACUGCAGCUAGAACUGAAGAUGAGGAAGCUUAUUUCUGCUCUUGCAGAAGUAACUGAGGGAAUUCUGCCCUUUAAAGGACAAAGGGUUAAGGCUUUGGGCUUUUUUUUUUUUUUUUUUUCCUUCUCUUUUUAAAGCUAUUGAGGAUGUAUCUCUGUGGCAUCCUUGUUACCUUCUGCCAUCCCUUCCUCCACCCAAGUUAAUGUAAACUGUGCCUGGAGUUGAUGGACAUAAAAGAAAAGAAGGUUAAGAACCCAUUUGCCUCAGAGCUGUGGUGCUAGAAUUACCCGCUGCUCCUAUUGAGUGCUCUGCCAUCCUUGGCAUGCCCUUAAAGCUGUUCUGAGCAAUGUUCUUGAGUCUCAUAAAGCCUUUAACUAAAACUUGGCCUGUAGGAAGGUGCAGGSAUGAGUAAAGGUGGAAGAAAGAGAAAAGCAAGAUCUUUCCCUGGUUCUUCUUGUUAUGACUCUCAUGUUUACAAGGACUAGAGACUUUUCUGCUUUUUUCCCAUUGAUUUGUGUUUAGUAGUUUGCUUUCCAAGUACAGAAGUAACAGCUUUGAGGUUCAAAAUACAUGUGAGUUGAAAGUGGAGGUUCUGCAGUACUGAGACAAACUCCCUGUGCCUGACUGGAGAAGAGUGGUGGUGUUUGGACCCCUCUGUGAAGCGAUCAGUAUAAAUGUGGGGCAGGAUGCCUCCSAGUUGCUCCUUUGUACAGCUUUGAUUCUGCAGAACUUGUUUCAGGUAAAAUGUGUGCCUGAGAACCAGGGUUUAAUUUGAGGAAGCCACUCAGAUGAAGAGCAUUUGCUGUUCCCCUGACCUUUCUACAGUGCUUGGCUCAGGUAGUGCCUGAAAUGUUGAAAGUUUUGCYGCAUACUGCAGGAAUAAAUAAGGAAUUACCUGUUUGACUGAUACUCUUUAUUGCUGAGAAUCCUGACAAAAUGCCCAGCACGUUUCUCUCAGAGCUGUAUGAAGCAUAAUCAUGGCUUGCACCCUCGCAGCACAGGGCUUAGGGGCUUGGUU
Messenger RNA from Nothoprocta perdicaria, 2163 nucleotides. RefSeq names its product PGAM family member 5, mitochondrial serine/threonine protein phosphatase (gene PGAM5). The record is from RefSeq and is a predicted model, not a curated record. Gene Ontology annotation, biological process: positive regulation of mitochondrial fission. The coding region runs from base 1 to 693 and encodes 230 amino acids. Gene Ontology annotation, cellular component: mitochondrion. The transcript is spliced from 5 exons. NCBI's taxonomy places the organism in Eukaryota, Metazoa, Chordata, Aves, Tinamiformes, Tinamidae.